CUAUUAUCUGAAAUUUGCCAAUUUAUCGUGGGAUAAAUGCAUUGGAGUAUGUACCAACGGAGCUCCUGCGAUGACUGGUUCAGUCGAAGAUUUUAUUUAUUUUGCCAAGAAAAAAAAUGAAAAUAUAAUUUUCAUCCAUUGUUUCCUACAUAGAGAAGCCCUUGUGAAAAAAACGUUGGUAGGUGAUUUAAGGAAAGUUUUUGAUCAAGUUGUGAAAGAGAUAAAUUAUAUUAAAAAUUGUUCACUAAAGUCAAGGUCGUUUGAAAAAUUUUGUGAAGGUAUGGAUUCCGAUAACUCAAAGUUACUUUCUCACAAUGCAAUAAGAUGGUUAUCAAGAGGCCGGAUAUUAUCACGUUUUUAUGAUUUGAGUGAAGAAAUAAUUGUAUUUUUAACAAAAGAAGAAUCGAAAUUCGAGUUUCUCGAAGAUGAAAAGUGGUGGACAAAAGUUUCUUUUUUAACUGAUAUUUUUGAACUUUUGAAUAAAUUAAAUAUAAGCAUGCAAAGUCGUAAUGAAAAUAUUCUAAUAUCUUCUGACAAAAUUAUGGCUUUUAAUGAAAAAUUAACUCUGUGGAAAACUCAAGUUGACCAAAAAAAAUUGACAAUGUUCCCACGAAUUGCAGAGCGAAAUGUAGACGCUAUUCUUGUAUCGUUAAUAAAAGAAUCUAUCAUGUUACUUAGUGACAAAAUGACGAAAUAAUUUUCCAGCAUAAAUGUUGAAGACUAUGACUGGGUGCGGAAUCCAUUCAGUGUAUCAGUUAACGAGGUGAUUGGUUUGACAUUCGCCGAAGAAAACAAUUUUAUCUCGCCGAAAAAUGAUCGAACAUUGAAGUUAAAAUUUAAAGAAAUAACCGUUAAAAUUUUUUAGAUACAUGCUGAAGCAGAAUUUCCUGAAAUAUCUAUAAAAGCAAUAACAAUUUUAUUACCAUUCUCCACAUCGUAUUUAUGGGAACAAGGAUUCUCAGCAGUCACAACAAUAAAAAGUAAAAAAAGAGAAUGACUUCGAUCCGUUGAAAAACUGAGAGUGAGCGUGUCGACAGUUCGUUCUCGAAUAAAACACUUGUGCACUAAAC
This is a messenger RNA of Cinara cedri, 1070 nucleotides long. Lineage: Eukaryota; Metazoa; Arthropoda; Insecta; Hemiptera; Aphididae. The record is from the annotation of a GenBank genome assembly.